AUGCCAGGCAGCAUAAGUGCAUGUGUGUCAUGUGAGCUGUCAAAGGAGUCCUUGACAGAAAGUACACAAAGACUUGUUGGUUUUGCCAUUGGAACUGGAAGUAUUCUAGCUGCACAGUUUCUGACACAUCCAUUCACAGUCUUCAGGAGACAAUGCCAGGUAAAUCAUGGUGCUAGGAAGUACCACCUGUCACCAUUCACUGUGUUCCAGAUUUUACUCCGUGUGAGACGAAACCAGGGUUAUGGUGCUCUGUGGAAGGGUUGUGGAAGUACCUAUGUCGUGUGUGCUGUCAAUUUCUUUAGUGAAGCAGCAAUUAGCAGUCUGACUCAUCUACCUCAUGAAACUCCUGAUAGAAAGAGUUCUUGUAAAGAAGUAGGAGGCCAUCUUCUUUUAAAAGGGUAAUAUCCUUUUGCACUUGAAUUGAGUGUGGCCAGGACCAUAACUACAGCUAGCGACCUCACACGUGACCAAGACAACAUACUGGACAGCUUAAAAGACUGGAUGUACCGCAUUGUUGGCUGGGAUAGAUCUUCAGGUCGACACGGCCGCCUCCUGCCCAUGUGGACCCUGGUGCUGCCCACAAUACUUCACGGCUUGCUCUCUUACAUUCUGGGCACAUUGAUUCAACACUUGGUACUUUUGAAAAUGAAGGGUAGGGGCAUACACACAUCACCUGAUACUGCUCCUACAUCAUCAGAUGAAGAACCUCCAGGUCCCACAGACAUGGCCCAGACAUACUACCCAGAGCUUGUGGCCAAUUUUCUGGCCUUGUUCAUCCCAGAAUUCUUGUUGUAUCCUCUGGAGACAGUUCUUAAUCAGCUCUAUGUCCAGGGCACAAGGACCAUCAUUGAUGAUCUGGACACUGGUAGCGGUGUGGUACCGCUGUGUACUAACUAUGACGGUAUGUUGGACUGUGUCCGCUCCAUCUGGAGGGAUGAAGGAGUCGGAGGAUUUUACAAGGGCUUUGGUGCCUUACUGAUCCAAUUGUUAAUCCAUUGGCUCAUUCUCAAGAUGACUCAGUUUGUGUAUAGAGAAAUGUCCCGAGAUUUUAAGGGCAAAUAACUUAGUUAGGACCCAAGAGAAAGUGAUUUAGAACCAGUAUAGAGAUAUUUUAUAGAGUUCGUCUGUUACAGUUGUUUGUGGUGCAGAUGAACUCAUGGAGCAACUUCCCUUGUUGAAAUAAUUGAGAACAAUAUUGGUUGGAGGUUGUCUGAUACCCACAGAUAUGAAAGAUGAUUUUACUAACUAGAAUUUACGCGUGUCGAGAUUAUUCCGUAUUUUUAGCUAUUAAUCUAUUAUAUCUUCUCAAAAGAAGUUGUUGUGUGUUCGUCCUGAAAACCUUUAUUUAUAUUGUCAGUAAUACUAAUGCUCGCUCCACCAGCACAGUUUUCUUUGAUAACCUAAAUUGUCAGCGGUCACCUUGACCUCUCUCGUAAGUUGGCCAUACUUUACGAAAAAGACUCAAAAAGCCAUAGUCAUCUUUAAAGAAAGUUUUGAAACAGUAUUACCGGAAUCCGCGAAAUUUCUUUCUUCUCGAGUCUUUUCUUUUUCUGAAAAGCGAGUUCUUAAAUUUGCAUAGUAUCUUGGGGUAUUUUGGGCUCGUUUCGUUGGGAUAUGCUCCGAGUAUAAAUGAAUGCAUUGGAAAACCUAGAUAGUUUACGCUAUAGAAAGUAAGAUAUCUCCCAGAGUGAUUCCUCAGAGGAGCGGAUUUUCAACAUUUUGGAACAAGGAUAUGAGUAGUACUUCGACUUAUUGUGGUUUCGGAAUGGUAGAAGUAAGUCCUAAAUGAACAGUUUUGGUGUUAAACUGUUUUGGUGCUUGUAAAAGUAGGCCUGGGGUAUGGUACCUGUAAAAUGCACGACUUCAUUCCUUGCCUUGUCAUUUCGAAAUAAAAUUCUGCUACACCCUG
Molecule: messenger RNA, 1909 nt
Organism: Orbicella faveolata
Lineage: Eukaryota; Metazoa; Cnidaria; Anthozoa; Scleractinia; Merulinidae
Product: mitochondrial outer membrane protein SLC25A46-like
Biological process (GO): mitochondrial membrane fission; mitochondrial fission
Cellular component (GO): mitochondrial outer membrane
Source: RefSeq, a predicted model, not a curated record